This is a messenger RNA of Ectocarpus sp. CCAP 1310/34, 4437 nucleotides long. The record is from the annotation of a GenBank genome assembly. NCBI's taxonomy places the organism in Eukaryota, Phaeophyceae, Ectocarpales, Ectocarpaceae.
UCUACCAGAGGGCAAGGAGCAGAAGGCGAGCUUGAGUGUCCGGUUACCAGUGCGUUGACAGAGUUCGAAGCGGUGGUGGGUUCCAGCAAGUGAGUGCAGGAGUUCGGUCGAAUAGCAGCAGUGUUGAUCGGCUUCAGUUGAGUACUUGUACAGCAGCGAGCAGAAUCAACGACAAAGAUUCCUCUUCAAAGCACCAUCUAUCAUUCUCGGUCUUCGAGUCUUUGAUCUAUUAUCUUCGGCGACAACCGUCCGAGACAUAGAGCAAACUACUGACAAGAACCUCGAACCUAGCACAAGAACCGUUAGCGUCGAGCCAGAUCGCUCUGCAUUGGAUUGGUUGAUCGGGUCAUCAGCAGAACCUGGAUACCAACCAAGCCACAUUGCUCCACCCAACAGCUACACUACCUCUGCACUCAGCAGCUUGAUUUCUCACGGUGCUCACCGUUCGCUGACGUGUGACGCUGGAGGAGGUAAAGUCUACCCCAGCAGGGAACUACGAAAAGCCGACGGUCACAGCCCGGAAAAGUCCCCCCCCCGUUCAUAUCCACCAUGCGAGCCACGCCGGUCUUUUCGGCCGUAGCGCUAGCCUCCUCCUGCCGGGGGGGCGUCGUCACUGCCGCCUCCACGAGCCCCACAGCCCUCGCAGCGGGGACGUUGCACCGCAGGCCAGUCCCGUCUUCUUCCGCCGGCGCCGCUCCUCGAGAGCACCACCGGUCAUCGCGAAGAAGAGGAGGAACAGGAGAGCAGCGGGAGCUGGGAAGUGGCGGCAGCGGAAGCGGGAGCGGCGGAGGGCGGAGCGCCCUCCUCUUUCAGUGCUUGUCGUCCUCCUUCGUGAUGAGAGGUCUGACCCAAGCGCCGCCGAGGAGAGGUGUCCGCUCGAUCUAUUCGACCAGCGCCGGCGUAAGCUCGGCGGGGAGUAGUACGGUGCGCCGGCGAGGCAGCGCAGGCCGUCGAGUCCGCCCAGCGGCGACGAAGAUGGCGAACUCUUCUCCGGUGACGGACAAGGAAAUCAUGAGGGAGUUCGUAUCGGUGGCGGCCUCGGAAGCGAGUUCGGCUGUCAAGAACAAACCUCCCUCGGCGGUCUUGGGGGGGAACAAGCAGCACAACGGGGAUGCUGCGAGGGGGGUGACGGCGGAGGCGGCGGAAGGAGAAGGGGGCGGGGGUGACAAGGCUCGCCCGACCGGAUACAUGUACGGCGACGUGCUCACGGACGCGGAUGGUCUUCCACUGGUGUACGACAGUGACUCCAUCGGCCGGUACUGGGACAAGCGGCCAGGGGAGCUGAACAGCCGAUGGAGCAAGUUCUUGUCGGUGACAGUGCCCUUCGUGACGAGGGUCGUGAGGGACUACACCUCCGGUAACAUCAUGAAGAACGAGGCUGUGCUGGCGCGAGACCUCCGCAUCGUCAUCGAGAAGCUGGGUCCGACGUUCAUCAAGCUGGGACAGGCGCUUUCCAUCCGCCCCGAUGUCAUCGGGCCCGCGGCCACAGACGAGCUAGCCAAGCUGCAGGACGCGGUGCCCCCCUUCCCGACCCCACUGGCGAUGGAGGUGCUGGAACAGGAGCUGGGCAGGCCCCCCUCUGAGGUGUUCAGCGAGAUCAGCGAGGAGCCCAUCGCCGCGGCCUCACUGGCGCAGGUGUACAGAGGAGUUCUGCGUUCCGAUGGCAGAGCGGUGGCCAUAAAGAUACAGAGGCCGGGCCUGGUGCAGGAGGUGACCAAGGACCUCUACGUGCUCAAGAGGGCGGUCGGGGUGUACCAGAACCUUUCCAACAGGUGGACGGCCCAGAUGACGGACUACAACGAGCUGCUUCGAGUGUGGGCCACGGGUUUCUACCAGGAGCUUGACUUCUUGAACGAGGCCAACAAUCAGAUAAGGAUGAAGAAGGUGCUGUCGGGCAUGAAGGGGCAGGUCUUCGUCCCCAACGUGGUGUUGGACCUGUCCACUAGGAGGGUUCUCGUCAGCGAGUGGGUCGACGGCGUCAAGCUAACCAAGGCCGAUCCCAGCGAGAUCCGUGAGUUGACCAGCAUCGCGCAGGAGGCGUUCUUGGUGCAGCUGCUUGGGGAGGGUUUCAUGCAUUGCGACCCUCAUCCGGGAAACAUGCUCCUCGUGGACGAAAGCAUGCGAGACGAGCGGGGUAGGCUGGCCCUCCUGGACUACGGGCUCAUGGCGGAGCUCGGAUCAAAAGAGAGGGAAGGCAUGGUUAGCGCCCUGAUCCACACCGCCAACAGGGACUACAAGUCCCUCAUCGAGGACCUGGUGGCCUUGGACGUGCUCCCGGCCGACACCGACCGAGGACAGGUGGAGCCCGUGAUGAAGCGGGUGAUCGGUCCUUACGUGUUCGAGGGGGGCGGCGCGAAGAGCCUCAACUACCAGAGCCUGGCGAGGGACCUGGGUAGGGCGACUCUCGAAAUCCCCUUCAACAUCCCGCCCUACUUUGCGCUCAUCGCGAGGGCGUUGGGGAUUCUCGAAGGUGUGGCGCUGACGGGAGACCCUGACUACCGCAUCGUGAUGGAGGCGUACCCUUUCGUUACCCGCAAGAUCAUCUCCGACGACUCUCCGGCCCUGCAGAGGGCCCUGAGGGACAUUCUGUACAGCGAGGACGGCAAGUUCCUGGCGAAGCGGCUGUCGGUCCUCCUGAGCUACGCCACCGGCGUCGUCGCCGCAGACUCGGCCGUGUUCGUGGACUUCGACACGCUGCCCUCCACCGCCGCCUCCCUGAGCCAGACGCUGCAGUUCUUGCUCGCGGAGGAGGCCCGGCCGCUCAGGGCGGCUCUCGUGGGAGAGGCGUCGAACGCGGCCGACCUGGUGCUGAGGAGGGGCACGAGGCAGGCCGUGGUGAGGGCCAAGGACCUCCUCCGCCCGCCCCCGCCCCCUCUCCCGUUCCUACCACGGCUCCCUUCGCUGCCGUUCCCGGUGCCGGAGUCUGUGGUCGACGCCCUCAGCCCCAAGCUCACGGUGGAAGAGGAUAUUUUCCUCGCGAGCCUUGAAGAGUUAGCGUACGCGUUGGCGGGGAUCGAGCAGGGGACGGUAAGCGACAAUCCCCUGGCGACGAUACGACAGCUCCUGCAGGCGGGAAGCGACGGAAGCGGCGGCGCGGGGGAACUGGUGGAAUUCGUGCGAACGCUUCCGGGGGACUCCGAAAAGACGGAGGCAAUUUUUGAUGUUGGGUCGGAGGUCGUGCAGAACCUGGCUGAUAGAGCCAGCAAGAGAUUCAACGGCCUGCUGUCUGGUGCCAGCGGCGGCGGCGGCGGCGGCAGCGACGCUGGGCGAUGAUGCCGGAGCCGCUUUGGGGUUUGAGGACACGCCUACCCCCCACCCCCCGUCCUCGACUAGCCUUACUAAAUUGUACAAGACGUUUGGGGUAUAUGUAUUGCCCGCGAGGCCUCGGUAGGGGAGAGGCAACCUGGAUCAUGGCACGGCUGCUGUAGCUUUCAAGAUUACCAUCAAGCGUCCGUCCCAUUCGUUUCUUGGAAGUCGGGACGGGGCUUGCCCUGUUUUUGGAGGACUAUUUAGGCUGUGGCGGCUGCGGUACGCGACCGGCAUGCGGGCGUCCCGGCGAGCCGCAUCUAGAGGCAUUCCGGCGAACGCCAAUAACGGGACGGAGCCGGCAGAAAGCCCCCAAAAGUUUGGGGGUGGUGGAAUAUGUACGGAGCCAAUAGGCGGCAAUAAAAAAAUAAAUAAACCGGGAACGGGUGUGUUGUGCAUAACAUUUUCGGCUCUGUCACACAUUUAUGCCUCCCCAUUUUGGCGAAUUCGAUUUAAAGUGCGACAUGUUCUGUGUUUCGUCGUGUGCUUCCCGGAAUGUUGCACGUGUCAAUAGAUUCGAGAGGCUGGGUUGUACAUCUUCGUGAGAUCGCUUUUCAGCGGGCUCGCUUGCUGUGAAUAGCUGAAGGUGGGUUGGGGUAGGAAAGGGGAACUGCUGCACCAAAGAAGACAGGUGCAGGGCAUCAGGAUGUUUCUGCUUGGUUCUCGGCGGUUUCGAAUAGGACUGCGUGCUAUUUUUGUCACCCUGUGUGUGAAGUACUUGCUACUCUUACCUCAGGGCGAUUUACAACCGUGGACUGACAACAAUUGUAGCAUAGACGAAGGGCAUCGGGGCUACUUCCCCUGUUACACUGGCUAAUGCUUCUUUCUUUUGCCUCGCACUCUUGUGAUGUUUCCGUACAAGUAGCUGAAACCAAUCCUAUUCGGAUUGGAAUUCUACGCCUUGAUGGUGGCCAUCAAAGAAAACUAUACCUGCAAGGAGGAGCGGGAACCUCGCUCCGGCUCUCCCAUAGAACGCUCAGAACGCGCGUUAUGCCUCAAACAGAGAGCCCGAAAACGGUAUUUGCUGCUCCAAGUCAGGAAGCGUUCGAAGAGGGAAAUGUACAACCUCGCUUGCGGUCCUCUAUCCGGACGAAGAAGGCCGACACUUGGGUAGGGUCUGGUGUAGAAAUC